AAAACUAGCAUAUUAUUUUGUAAAAGGCUGCUGGAUUGAAGUGUCAAAUGUGUUUUGCUGUUCACGAUUAUAACAGAUAAGAUAGACUAAUUAGCUAGACUUAAUUUUCCCUUGUAGGUUGUGCUUUCAAGUUGUUCAGCAACUACCCAGCUAGUUUUCAGACAGUGUUCUUGUGUUGCUGGCAAGGGGAUUUGUAACCACAUUGUUGCAUUGCUGUAUACACUUGCUCAUUUCAAGACUGCUGGUUACAAAAUUGUACCACCAAUUGUUACAUGUACUUCAGUCUCACAGCAAUGGCAUGUUCCAUCCAGAACUAAUGGUAUAUUUCCUCAACCAGUUAAGUCCUUAAGGGUGCAGAGCCCACUUGAAAAAAGUGCAAAGUUGUCAGCCAGGAAAAGAAAUCUAUCAGAUAUUGCAAUUUUAGGGAAAAAAAGAAAACCAGUCGAGUGUGUGAAGCCAAAGAUAUAUAAUCCCAUUAGACAAGGAUUAUAUGAAACAGCUUCAAGUUUUUCUGCUGACUUAAGAGCAAAUCUUUUCAAAUUCGAGAAUCAGCUGCAAAUUUUUAAGGUACUACCAGUUAGCUUUUCAAAUCAAGUUAAAAUUGAUUCAGCUUAUGGAUCAGUUUACAAAGGAUCUACGCUGGCAAAUCAGAAUCAAGUAGUGAAUUCUGUAAACUUGAUUCCAAACAAAGAAGUGCUUCAGUGCCCACCAUUUCAACUGCCAGACAUAACCAGAAAGUUUGCAACAGCAUUGUCAGCAGCUGAAAUUGAAUGUUUUGAAGGGUUUGCUGUAUCUGAAGAACUAAGUGUCAAAUAUUAAGAAAUGACUCGAGAUCAGUCAUUGUCUGAAGAUUGGAAGCGGCUACGAAAAUACAGGCUAACAACGUCAAUAAGUUUCAAACAGAUUUGUUGCCCGAAAAAAGACUUUCACAAACUAGCAGAGAAUUUUCCUAGUGGAAGAUGUGUGACCACUGCUGCCAUGCUCUAUGGUCUCAAGCAUGAAAAUGAGGCCUCAGAAGCUUAUGUUAAAUUGACUGGUAAUAAUGUUUAUAGUGUAGGCAUUGUUAUCAAUCCUACUGCACCUUAUCUUUCAUGCUUCCCUGAUCGACAAGUAUUUGACAGCAAAAUGAUUUCGGCUGAAAGAUUUGGACUUCUGGAAAUUAAAUGCCCUCAGGCCAAUUCUUACAUUGAAUUGCCAUAUUUACAGCUCAAGAAUCGAGGCUAUACGCUAAAGACCAAUAAUAUGUACUUUCACCAGAUACAAGGUCAAAUGGGGAUUGCUGGUGCAAAAAAUAUGCACUUGGAAAGGAUAAAGUUUGAUAAAGAAUUUUUUCAAAGUAUGAAAGACAAAGUGGACAUAUUUUAUUUUACUUACUUUUCGUCUGCUAUCAUCAAGAACAAGAUUUAAAAAGUAACUGUUCAUGCCUUUUGUUAAAAGUAUUAAAACAAAGGUCCUUUAAAGUUUGAUAACAAGCAGGAAACUGUCCAUAAUUGAUUAACUGUCCCUGCCAUGUUUAAAAUAUAAUUCUGUCAAAUAUAUGGUUUUCUGUAAUUCUUCUAAUUGCCCUUUCUACAUUCUGCUGGUUGUUGAUGCUGAUAUUUUUGCCCUAAAAGAAAUGUCAGUUGCCAUUAACCCACCUUUUAGAAAACAAGUGAACAGAAAGAUCCUUGCACUUCUUAACACACCCUUUGUUUCUCUGAUACUGGGACCAGAAAACCAUUUUCUCAGCAGUUGGCUGGAGUGCUUCAAAGGUGCCUUUCAACAUAUCAUAGUUUUCAAGACCAGAGUAAAAUUUUCUUUCAUUUGAGCUUGACUUUAGACUUGAUGUUCCAAACUUGUAUGUUUCCAGAUGACUUAUAGUAGCCUCUAGCUUUGAUAUGUGUUCUUCUGCCUUUCUUAGCUUCUCUUCUAAAGGUAUCACAUCAUUGCCAAGGUGGUAAUCAUGUAAAUUGUUAACGGGACUGAUAGUACUGGCUGUACACCAUCCUCUUUUGCAUGGUUAUCACAAUUUCUAAAAAAAUAACAUUAAAAUGUGAUGAUUCUUUUGAAAUUAUUUACGUUACAUACAAAAAAUAAAUCAUUGUUUUCAUUCAGAGUUUAAUUGAAAAUAAUCAAUAUUUGCUUCAACACUUGGAUCAAGUAUUUAAAUAUAUUUUACAUAAUGAAUAAAAGUUUCCAUGUUUUUCAUUCUUCUUGCAUAAAUAUAGACUGGUAGAGUAUUUCUUGUACAAUUUUUUAGUUAUUUGCAAAUAAGAACCUAUUCCGAUGUUCAAGCUGAAUCAGCUCUCAUUAGAUCAGAGCCCAGUUAAAAAUUCAGCCUUUAACUUCUUAUUUAACCAGGCUGCAGGUUUUACCCCAAAUCCACCUAUGCUGGUAUAUAAAAUAUGAUUUGAUUUCAAAACAAUACCUGCAUUUUAUAACCCAAAAGACUGGAUACCAAUUACUGAAUGAUAUUAAAAAAAAUUGUUGCAUUAAGCCUGAAUAGCUAAAAAUAAAACAUCAAUUACCCAUUCAAAUUUCCCCUGACUAAAGGUGGUCUUCUGUUUGUUGGCUCUGAAAAAUUGUUCCAUUCAAAGAAAGUAGGAAUUCAUGAAAGGAGAUAAUAGCUGCGGGAAAGUAUCAUAUUAGGCGCCAAUGAAAACAAACCUUAAAAUGACAUCCAGGAUCACGCCUUAUCUUGUUUAUCCAGACUGACUUGGCUUCCUUGUCUUUUGGAAAAGUAUGAAACGAAAAGUAUGUCUCUCUGGGUCGUAUCUAGCAUCGGAAAAACAUUGAUAAACACAACAGUGGCUGUGAUCUGUUGAUGUUGACGCCAUGCCGAAAAGUGGAGUUCUUCUUGCAGACUUAGCCUCAUUUCAAUUUCCACUGUGAAAGAGGUCUAUUGAACAUUUAUGGCGUGAUGUUUUUUGUAUGGUGUGCCAUUUGUACUACUAUACCUUCCAGGCAAUGGAAGAGUCAGGGUUCCUGAACAUGGGUGAUGAAAUUCAUAAAUUUAUCCUCUAU
Molecule: messenger RNA, 3003 nt
Organism: Rhopilema esculentum
Lineage: Eukaryota; Metazoa; Cnidaria; Scyphozoa; Rhizostomeae; Rhizostomatidae
Source: RefSeq, a predicted model, not a curated record